Cyphellophora europaea CBS 101466 is the source of this 3939-nucleotide messenger RNA. RefSeq lists its product as uncharacterized. The record is from RefSeq and is a predicted model, not a curated record. NCBI's taxonomy places the organism in Eukaryota, Fungi, Ascomycota, Eurotiomycetes, Chaetothyriales, Cyphellophoraceae. Gene Ontology annotation, molecular function: RNA binding; 3'-5'-RNA exonuclease activity. Bases 1 to 3939 code for a protein of 1312 amino acids. Gene Ontology annotation, cellular component: P-body; exosome (RNase complex). The transcript has 2 exons. Gene Ontology annotation, biological process: mRNA catabolic process.
AUGCUUCAGCAGCAACAGCAACAGAUUGCUGCCACACACCAGCAGUAUGUGAACAUGGGGAUGAUCCAACAGCCGCUCCAAGGCAUGCCAGGAUAUUCACCCGUUCAAGGCCAAAACAACAUGGCCAACGUCUCCCCCAACCAGAACUUUCAGUUCCCCCAAAUGCAACAACAGGGCAUGGGCAUGCCUAUGAAUGCUCCGACCCAACCUGCCUCGCACCGCCGAAACCAGUCCGCCGUCCCCGGUGGGCCGAUGGGACCUCCACCUGCACCCUCGGCAGGCACAUCUGGCUCUCAAUAUGCCGAAGCGAAUCAGCAGGCUAUGGGUCAAAACCGUGAGAACUCUGGGGCUGGAAGAGGUCGCGGCGCUCCCGCAGGCGGAGGUCACGCUCGCCGCCACUCCCUUGCUCUACCCGAGGCAAAGAAGGCUGCUGAGCUCGCCGAGAAGAAGAGAACCACGGCGGGAUUUCAGUUUCCUGUACCCGGAAGUGAUAGUGCCGUCGACAGUCCAGCGACUAUGACUCCUUCGGACAACAACCUUUCCUCGUCCACUCCCACUUCAGGUGGUCUUGGCCUGCAACGCGCAGGUAACGCUCGCGUGACGGGCCAUGGCCGGAGCCAGAGCAUGGCCGCUGGUCGCGGCGGUGGCGGUGCUGGUCGGGGCCAGAGCAACUUCCAGUUUCCACCGCCCAUGGCUACCAGCGACGGUGGAAGCGGUACCAACGACGGAGGCAUUCAACGUCGUGGCAGUCAGAGCGGCCACGCUCGCCAAGGAUCUCGCAACUUCGAGGGCAAUUGGCGCCAGCAGAACAAUCAACAACAAGAUCAGCAACAGCAACAGCAGCCGAUGGGCCAAUUUGCCCAGCAGCCUCAGCAGGGUGGAUUCCAGCCAGGCCAUCGUGGGCGCGGCUCGAUGAACCAGUCCAUGGGAUCCAUUGGAGGCUUCCAGUAUCCUGGCCAACCCGGCAUGAUGCAGAUGCCUCAGGGCCAGAUGAUGAUGCCUCAGAUGUUCGGGGGCCAGCAGCUCAACGCUCUCCAAAUGGCCCAGCUACAAGCUAUGCAAAACGCCGGUCUGCAAGGCAUGCCUGGUGGUGCCAACCCUCAGCUCGGCCUCCAACAGCAGCAACAAAGGAAGACUCUGUUCACUCCUUACCUGCCGCAGGCUACUUUGCCUGCGCUGCUGAAUGAUGGCCAGCUCGUCGCAGGUAUUCUGCGUGUCAAUAAGAAGAACCGAUCGGAUGCGUAUGUUACUACCAACGAUCUCGAUGCGGAUAUCUUUAUUUGCGGUAGCAAGGAUCGGAAUCGUGCCCUCGAAGGUGAUCUGGUUGCUAUCGAGCUCCUCGAUGUUGAUGAGGUCUGGAGCCAGAAGCGCGAAAAGGAGGAGAAGAAGAAGCGCAAGGACAUCACCGAGACACGUCACGGUGGCUCCGAGCGUGGUGGCAAGAAUGACAACUCGGCCGUCGAGACUCCAUCCAUAGCGCCUGACGGUAGCAUUCGCCGCCGUGGCUCCCUGCGACAGCGACCUACGCAGAAGAAGAAUGACGACGUUGAGGUUGAAGGCCAGAGCCUUCUUCUCAUGGAGGAGGAAGAAAUCAGCGAUGACCACAAGCCGCUUUAUGCCGGCCAUGUUGUCGCAGUCAUCGAACGUGUUGCCGGACAGAUGUUCUCUGGCACUCUUGGCCUUCUCCGCCCAAGCAGCCAGGCUACCAAGGAGAAGCAAGAGGCUGAGCGCGGUGGCAGAGAUGGUGGUCACCACGGCCGCAGCCAAUCUGAGCGACAGCAGGACAAACCCAAGAUCGUGUGGUUCAAGCCUACCGACAAGCGCGUACCUCUUAUCGCCAUCCCAACCGAGCAGGCUCCCCGCGACUUCGUCGACAAGCAUCAGGACUACGCCAACCGCAUCUUCGUGGCCUGCAUCAAACGGUGGCCUAUCACGUCACUGCAUCCCUUCGGUACCCUUGUUGAGCAGCUCGGUGAAAUGGGCGAUCUGCGUGUGGAGACGGACGCGUUGCUGCGUGACAACAACUUCGCGUCAGAUGAAUUCUCGGAAGCCGUGACCAAGAGUGUUGGCUGGGACGACUGGUCUCUUGAGAAAGAGGACGAAGCCAGCCUUGCUGCUCGUCGCGAUCUCCGCGAGGAACGUGUCUUCACCAUUGACCCCACUGGUAGCAAGGAGCUCGACGACGCCAUGCACAUCAAGGAUUUGGGCAACGGUAAAGUGGAGCUCGGUAUCCACGUCACCGAUGUUGCUCAUUUUAUCAAGCCAAACUCGUUGGUCGAUCGCGAGGCUAAGAAGCGUGGUACUGGCGUAUACCUGAUGACGCGCGCGGUCAACAUGCUUCCUCCCAAGCUGACCUACGACGUUUGCUCUCUGGCCCCCGGGCAAGGCCGCCUGACGGUAUCCGUUAUUUUCCAAGUGGAGACUGCUACUGGAAACGUUGAAGGUGAGCCGUGGAUUGGCCGUACCAUCAUUCAAAGCUCUGGCAAGGUUAGCUACGAUGAUGUCGAUGCCAUUGUUAAGGGCAAUGGCAACGCUCAGCUGGAAGGUGCUACCCCUGAAGAUAUCAAAGUCCUCCACAGCGUUGCUACCAAGUUCCGCGAGGCUCGCUUUGGCAACAGAUCGACAAACAUCCCUCCUAUGCGGCUGAUCUAUCAGCUUGAUGAUGAGAAUGUUCCUGUUGAGCAGAAUAUCUUCAACUCUUCUGCCGCUCACGAGAUCCUUGAGGAGAUUGGUCACAAGGCCAAUGCGUUCGUUGCUCAGAAGCUCUUCACGGCUAUGCCUGACAAGGCUUUCCUUCGCCGCCAAUCGCCCCCUAACCCAAGACGUCUAAUUACUUUUGCCGAGCGCAUGAACAAAGCUGGCUUUGAGGUCGACCCUACCAGCAGUGGCACUCUUCAGAACAGUGUCUUCAAGGUUGAAGAUGUCGAUCUGCGCAAAGGCAUGGAAACCUUGCUCCUCAAGACUUUCCAGCGUGCCAAAUACUACAUCGGCGAGCAGGUGUCUGAGGAACAGCGCCAACACUACACCCUCAAUCUGCCUCUCUACACUCAUUUCAACAAUCCCACUCGUCGCUAUGCCGACAUUCUUGUCCACCGUCAACUUGAAGCUGCCCUGUCAGAUGGUGCCAUCGAGUUUGCUGAUGACCUCGAGUCCUUGGCCAAGACCGCCGAGCAAUGCAACAACAAGAAAGACUCUGCGCAGAGUGCUCAAGAGCAGAGUGUGCACAUAGAAUCGUGCCGCAUGAUGGACAAGAAGGCUCAGCAACUUGGCGGCGAUCUGAUCAGUGAGGGCAUUGUCAUUUGCGUGUACGAGUCGGCCUUUGAUGUCCUAAUUCCCGAAUAUGGCUUCGAGAAGCGUGUUCAUUGCGACCAGCUACCCUUGAAGAAGGCCGAGUUCCGCAAGGACGAGCGUGUUCUUGAGCUCUACUGGGAAAAGGGCGUUCCCUCGUCCGCCUACAUCCCUGAGGAUGAGCGUCCCCGUGGUUCUGCUAGCACUCGCGCUGCUGUCGACUCGGAGGCUGCCCGCGCGAGGGCCAAGGAACGGUACGAAGCUCAACGCAAGCAGACCGAUACCAAUACCAUCUCCAACGAUGACGUUGACGCGCUCUUCGAGUCGGACGAUGAACUUGCUGAGGCAACCGCCGGCGUCUCUCUCAAUUCGCACGACCGCCCAACCCAGAGCAUGCCCGGUUCGCCCGCCCGCAACGGUCUUACCGACCAGGCUCGAACUCAGUCUGACUCCAAGAUCGCCAAGCAUAGCAAUGCUCCGGAAACGGAACUCACUAAGCGAUACUUGAAGGACUUCAAGCUCCGUGAGGAAGGGGGCGAGCUUAUCCAAGACCUAACCGAAAUGACUCGGAUCCCCAUCAUCCUCAAGGUCAGCCUGGACAAGAGUCCUCCUUGCUUAACUAUCCGCUCAGUCAACCCCUACGCGCUGUGA